Messenger RNA from Physcomitrium patens, 3030 nucleotides. The record is from RefSeq and is a predicted model, not a curated record. Lineage: Eukaryota; Viridiplantae; Streptophyta; Bryopsida; Funariales; Funariaceae.
CCCUUCACCCUGAUUUCCCCUUGGUCGCUGUAGAUCGUGUGGCUGGAGCUGAGGACGCCGAUUGAAUUUGAACUCGUGGUUGAUUCCUGCUUGCUUGCUGGGUUUGCUUCAAUCCCAGAGGUGAUUCCGCUUACCACAUGGCUCCGUAAUUCUAGACCAUGCACCAGCUUAGGUUAGGCCUCAAUCUACGCGGGUCGGUAAGGGAAUGCAUAUCUGUGUGUGUGUGUGCGUGUGGAGGUGCAAAGGGCAAUUGACAAACGCGGAUGGAGUUCGGCGUGGAUUGUGGAGCAGUGAUCAUCAUGGCUGCUGUCGAGGUUCGUGUCUGAUGGCGUCUGUUUUGUCUGGGAUGCGUUGUGGGGAGUGGAUGCUCGCAGUCCACCAGGAAUGAAUGAGUCACCUGGUAAUUUUGUAUAAUUAGGAGGAUCUGCUUGGAUUUUCUCGAUCAACACAAGUCAUCGACAAGAAGCUCGGUCUUGGUCCAUCUACAGAUUGCUGGAAAUUGAGAAUAUAAACGGACAUAGGUAGGCAUGAUUCGUAUGAUUGAGCUUGCUUCUUCAAUAUGACCUAGUUAUGUUGUUACCAAGGGGCUAGAGGCUGAGUUCCAUGCCUCCUACUCAAUGUAUUUGCCUCCGUUCACGGCCAGCGGGAGUUAGACAGUGGAAUUGAAGAGGCUACCUGAAAUCCGAGAAAAGCAACUAGAAGCUAGUGAAAGCAUAUGCGUUGAUACAGAGCCAAAGAAGAUGUAUCGUAGACUGGAACCAUAUAGGUUUGGUUUAGGCGAGCAUUGGCGUCGUCAGAUUGGGGAUGUGAGUCCUACUGCAUUCACUCGACGCAUUGGAGGUUGUGAGGAUCUCGUACGCCGUCUUGUUAAAUAUGCGGAAUUGGACGGACAUUCUGGGUGUGUAAAUACAGUGUCUUUUAAUCCAACUGGAGAGCUUCUAGUCUCCGGUUCAGAUGACCAGGAUAUCAUUGUGUGGAAUUGGGCAAAUAAAACGCAGGUUCUGUCUUACAUUUCUGGUCACGAAAAUAAUGUUUUCCAGGCUCGAGUAAUGCCAUAUUGCGAUGACCGCAUAAUUGUGAGCUGUGCAGCGGAUGGCCAGGUGAGGUCUGCAACUAUUCUAGAGAAUGGAAUGGUUGUUACAAAGAAACUUGCAAAACAUAGGGGUCGUGCUCACAAGAUGGCGAUUGAGCCUGGCAGCUCUCGUAUUUUUUACAGUUGCGGAGAAGAUGGGGUUGUACAACACUUUGACUUGCGGGAGGAGAAAGCCACGAAGCUCCUCACUUGUCAUCAAUUUGGAAAGAAUAGUGGUAAACCAAGCCGGUCAAGAGUAGUUCGACUAAAUGUCAUUGUCACGCACCCAAUAAAUUUGAACUACUUUACAGUAGGAGGCUCCGACCAGUAUGCACGCGUGUAUGAUAUUCGACGCUUAACUGCAAACGGUUCUGAAAUGGAAGAUCAACCGGUUGAGACAUAUGCUCCUAAACACUUGUUAGGGCCAGGUCACGAUGAACAUAUAACAUGCGUUGCAUACUCGCACCAAGAGGAGCUUCUUGUUUCCUACAACGACGAACUUAUUUAUCUCUUUGAUAAAUCCAUGAGCUUGGGAUCUAGUCCGCACAAAAACGUGGAAGAAAAUGAGAAAGAAGGAGAUGGUGGCGAGGCUUCCAAUCAAGGAAAUACUCAACCGCAAGUGUACGAAGGACACCGAAACCACCAGACUGUGAAGGGGGUCAACUUCUUUGGCCCAAAUACAGAAUAUGUCGUGAGUGGAUCGGAUUGUGGAAGAAUUUUUAUCUGGAAGAAGAAGGGAGGGAAGCUUGUUGCUUUGAUGAAGGGAGAUGAUACUGUAGUAAACUGUCUGGAACCCCAUCCAUAUGCUACUAUUCUGGCAACUAGUGGCAUUGAAGAUACCAUUAAAAUCUGGUCUCCAGAGUCGGAGCGUAUUCUUGACCUCCCACAUGAUACCGACAGGAUCAUGAGAAUCAACAAACGAAGGAGAGAAAGUCAAGCAAACAACAUUCAACUCACCCCUGGUCUUGUGAGAAGGUUGUUGCUGUCGCGGCAUCUGCACAUGCCAAAUUACAAUGAAGGUGGUACUAACACUCAAGUUUCUUUCGAGGGUGGGUAUGCUGAUGACGAUGGAGGCGUGGUGGACAGUGACUUUGACGAGGAUGACUCCUUCGAAGAAGGCGACAUUGGCAACCCACGUGAAUGCAUCAUUAGCUGAAAAUUGCUGAAUGCUGGUGGAAUACGAACUAAUUGUUUACAUGUAUACAGAAACUGUUGUAGACGAGGCAAGAACUGCGCUCCAGUUUUCAAGAACAGACCAAGCGAUUUUGACAGUUUGUGUAGAUAUUUGUUAUUUCAGUUGUGUAUAAAUAUGGGCAUAAUCAAAUUUACAGAGUGAAGGCUAGGCAAGGUAUUGGCAGGUACAAACAUGCAUUCAAGAAAGGUGUUAAGCGAUUACAUAGCAAUACUUGGCAGUUUUCUAGUAAGAAUGCUGGGUUUUAUGCUGGGAUUUAUGCAAAUUUUUGCAUGCAGAUCAUCUCCAGUCCUAUUCAUGCCGAAUGUGCGAGGCAUUCAACUGAUCAGCUCUUUACUUACGUUAGCGAGAUCUCUUGUUUUGAGUUAAACGUGGUAGCUGGAUUCUGGUCUUGUUCAUAAGUAGUUCCGUUUUAUGAUUCGCUGGCUCACAACUCCCGUUCGGGACCUAGCAUGUAGGAGUUGCAAUUAUGUGUGAAUUUGAAGGAAAUUCCACUCUGAAAACCUGAACUUCUGUACGACUGCCACUUAUUAGAACCACUGCAAGGAUACGCUAAUUCUGCUUAGAGAGCGUCGAAUUGGCGAGCAUUCUUUGAAGCAGAGUCUACCCUUCGAUUAAAGUACACAAGAAGGCUCGAGAAACUCUGCCACGGACGUUUGGUUCACAAAUUCCGCAACGCUGUGCUAUGUGUGGCACUAGGACUUUCCAAGGAUUGUAUGACUUUCUUUAAGAAUGACCGGAGGAAGCUUUGACCCUCCAGACUGCA